AUGGCGCAACUACUGUUACGACCCACUGAGCGCUGUCAAUUCUCUGCUCAGGUCCUGUGUACAGGGGACAGCGGCAAGCUCGAGAACAGGGUCUUGGCUAUUAUUGUCAACACUCAAGCCGGCGUCGAGGAGGCGUGUGUCUUUAUUAUUAAGCGCACAGGAUUGAUGGCGAGUGUCCUCCAGGAAGUGCUCCCUGUGUACUUUGACUUCAGGAUCUCGGUUGCGCAAACAAAGCCCGUGGACAAGGAUGAUAAGCAGUCGAUCCAGGAUUCAAAGAACGAUUUCACGCUGAAGUUGUUCUGCGACCAGACAGAGGCGACUGUGCACACGGACGAUCUGGAGACACUUCAAGGGUUGCUCAAGGAACUCAGGCGUAGUCACCUCAUUGCUCAGGACGACAAUUUCUAUGCUGGAGGAAGCAGUCAUCGCUGGAUCCAGUACUACACGAUAGACCCGGAAGCCCAUUCACCAGCAGCGUCAGGAUCGAUCCAGACUAUGGAAGAGUUCAUCUCCUCUACGACCAACCCUCUGUCGAUGUAUUUCCUUCAGCCGGAAGAGAGCCAGGCGAUUGUUCCUUCCAGUGGCCCACGCCUGCAACUUGGGUCUGUUAAAGAGAGUUGGGUCGAGAAGGAGAUGCGCGCCAGGGAAAGCGAGUUUACCGAGAACGGGUUCAUGCAUGCUUUUGUAGGCACAUGGAAUGUCAAUGGCAGGAAUGCUACUCAGAAGCUGGAUCCAUGGCUCAAGGUCGAGGGCGAGACGCAGCCCGACAUAUAUGUCCUCUGCUUCCAGGAACUCGAUUUGAGCGCAGAGGCGUACAUUGUCUUUGAUGGGGCCAAGGAGGAAGAGUGGACACGCGCCAUCGCAGAAUGUCUUGGAAGUGGUUAUCAAAAGGUCACGUCGAGACAGCUCGUAGGAUUGUUGAUUGUUAUGUUUGCAGCAGUGGAUCAGGUCAAAUACAUCAAGGAGGUCACUGCCCACGCUGCAGGUGUUGGAAUCAUGAACAUCCUUGCAAACAAAGGAGGCGUCUCGAUCCGUAUCCGAUACAAGGACUCGUACCUGUGCUUUGUUGGAUCCCAUCUGGCAGCUGACACCAGCCAAGUGGAAAGGAGGAACCAGGACUACCAGGAAAUCUGUCGUCGCUUGGCGUUCCCUUCUUCGAGCACCUAUGAUAUCACCAAGAGCCCUGCUGGAAACGCAGCUCUGGCUGCUUCUAAUAAGAUGGUCUCCAUCUUUGAUUGCGACCAUACAAUCUGGGCUGGAGAUUUGAACUAUCGCGUAGGGUUGCCCGAGGACGUUGUUAAGAAUCACUUGAAGACCAACAACUAUGAGGAACUGCUGAAACACGAUCAGCUCGGAACCCAGAGAUCGAUAUACAAAGCAUUCUCAGAGUUCGAGGAACACCCUAUCAAUUUUCAUCCAACCUACAAGUUUGACGUUGGCACCAGUACAUGGGACUCAAGUGAGAAGCGCAGGGUUCCGGCGUACACGGACCGCGUUUUGUGGCGUUCCAAAAACGUGGCCAAGGACAGUGUCGAGCCCCUUUUCUACAGAUCCCACAUGGAGCUCACCCUCAGUGAUCACAAGCCCGUCAGCGCCCUCUUCAAGCUCAAGGUCAAGACACUGCUGCAGGACAAGCAAGCGGAAGUGCACCAGGCGAUUGUCAAGGAACUGGACCGGUACGAGAACGAGUGUAUGCCCGACGCCACUAUUUCUUCGUCGAGCGUAGUCUUUGACAAUGUCAGGUACCUGGAACCCAAGAAGACCACCAUCACAAUCAAGAACACUAAACAGUUCCCAGCCCGCUACCGGUUCAAACCCAAGUUGCAGGAUGAGCGGUUCUGUAAGCCCUGGAUGUGGGCCAAUCCCCCUGUCGGAAUGAUCAUGCCAGGCGAGUCUACCAAUAUCAACUUGACAGUUAUGGUGGACAACGACUCUGCGCCAUUACUCAACACGGGACGCGAAGUCAUGGAUGACAUCUUGAUCUUGCAUCUGGAGCACGGGAAGGACUACUUUAUCACCGUCGCUGGAUCCUAUGUCCGCACCUGUUUCGGAAACUCGCUCGAGUGGCUGUCACGUCUUGAUCGCCCUAUUCGACUCUGGAACCCCAAGGAGGAUGAGGAGCAGGAUGAGGACGAGGAUGAUACCGCGACGUUGUAUGACCGUUACAAUGUCCUUGGCACAAAGUCGUCCAGGAGCAGUAUGAAAGAUACGGAUUCUCAUUCGACAACGACGGCCGGUGAAAAGCGGGGGCAGUUGAAGAAUGCAAAGUCGUUGGAUUCUUUCUCGGAGAAGGACGCGAUUGAACGCAAGUCGAGUAAGAGUUCUCUUGUGGGAGAUCUCAAGUCUUUGCAGCUUGCCAAUGAGAAGCGGGCGGUGCCUCCAGUUCCUCAUGUUGUCAAGAAGCAGAAACCUGUUCGACAGCUCAGUCUGCCCAAGGACCUUUGGCGUAUUGUUGACUUUAUUUACAAGCAUGGCUUCUCUGUUGAUAACUUGUUCUUGUUGUCGGGAGACCAACCAACAAUGACAUAUAUCCGGGAGUGUCUGGACACGGGCGAGGAGUUUGAUCUGACUCGUCUUCUAGGCAAGCCCUCCCACGACGACGAUAAGAAGACCUCUGAUACUCAGGACCCAUCGCCAGGAGCAGAUGCGUCCAACUCGCCACCAUCAUCAGCCUUGUUGACGCCCCGAGGAUCAACCGCUUCCGACCUCAAACCCCAAAUCGCCCGCCCAGUCUCGAUCAUGAACGGUAUCCCACCCAAAGCCGCGACAUUCGGACUCGGUGAGAACAGGGGAAUCCACUCCAUGGCAGAAGUGCUGUUACGCUUCUUGGAGUCCCUGCGAGAACCUGUGGUGCCGACAGAGAUGUACUACCGGGCACUGGAGGUUGCGAACCAUCAGCAGGCGGCGUAUGGGCUUUUGGAUCUCAUGCCGCCCGUACAUGUGAACGUGUUUGUGUAUAUCACGAGCUUUCUGAGGGAGUUGAUUCUUAUUGGAGGGUCUUCUUCGGCGGCUGGUGGUGCUGCAGCUGGGUCUAAGGAUGGUGGAAAUAAUGCUCAAGCGCCCCAUAGUGGUGUCAGUGGAGCUGGAGCGAACAGCAACAGUGGAACGACUGCUGCUGCUGCAGGAAGCAACAGCCCGGCGUUGGGACAUGGGAACCACCGUGUGAUGCAGAGCAGUUCUGGAUCGAUCUAUAACGGAAACGAUGCUGCUAGUAUUAGUGGGCGCGGCAAAGAUGAUGAAAACUACCGCGUCGCCAGGCUUGCGGCGGUGUUCUCAUCAGUGAUGCUGCGUCCCCCACCAGGAGCAGAGAGGUUGUCGGAGGUGGAGGCGUUGAGGCGAAAGACGUUCUUGAUGCAGUUCUUGCAAGAGCCUGCUGAGGAGGAGAACUUGCUGUCACUUGGUGGUGGGCAGUCGUCGUCGUCGUCGUCUGGAGGUGGUGUAUCGUCGUCGACAGCGGCUGGAGGAGGGGAUAUGCAUCAUCCUGGUGCGUACCCUGGCGCUUGA
Messenger RNA from Linnemannia hyalina, 3504 nucleotides. Lineage: Eukaryota; Fungi; Mortierellomycota; Mortierellomycetes; Mortierellales; Mortierellaceae. The record is from the annotation of a GenBank genome assembly.